UAAUGAUUGUUGGUGUGUUAAUCUUCCUGAUUUUUUUUUAUUAGGAAGACAAGAAUUAGAAUACAUGCAAGUUACAGAAGUGAGGCAGAGAGUGGUGGAGGCUCCUAGCUCUCCACGGGCAAAAAAACAUCCAUAUAGAUACAAAAAGAAAAAACCAGGGGUUAAAGUUAAUUAUACAGACAAAAUUGAUGAAAGAAAACACAAAAGAACAGCAUUGGCUGCAGCUAAAUCAAGAGCUGUAUCCAAGCUGAAACAAAUUGCUCUUAAAUUAGAAAGAGAACAAAUUUUUGAUCCAGUUGAUACACUCUUUAUAAUCAGUAGAAGGGGAUCAGAACACGUACAAAAGUGCUAUGGAUAUGGAAGUCUUUAUAAGAAAUUUAUAAAAGGAGACAAAUUGACUACAUAUCCACCAUUUGAAAAUAGAGUUAAACCAACAAUGCCAGUAAUCAAAAAGGAUAAAGUAACAUCUUUCCUGACACCUGGAAAAGGAGCAUACUCAUUUGCCCAGGGAAGUGGACAAAGUAUAUCAGAAACUCAAAGAAAAGAUUUGGAAAAUAUCCAUAUAACUGUAAAUGAGGAUGACAUUUCAAUUGAACCGCCUAAUGCUUUAGAAGUUCCUAAAAGAAGAGGAGAGUUGAAAAGACUUUUUUCAGAAAGAUCCAAAACAAGAGGCAGCCGGGGCAGAGGUCGUGGUAGAGGAAGAGGAAGAGGUGGAAAAUCAUCAAAAGUACUCUUGGAAAAUAACAACAACAUUGAAAUGCCAAGCAGUGAUGACAAUGAAAUGAGUCCUGUUUAUGCCUUAGAAGAUAAUGUUGAUUCUGUGAAAUUGAGACCAAAGAGGAAAACAGCAAAGGUUCUAGUCUAUGAAGAUGACAAGUAGGUAUUAU
Mytilus californianus (California mussel) is the source of this 887-nucleotide messenger RNA. RefSeq lists its product as uncharacterized. NCBI's taxonomy places the organism in Eukaryota, Metazoa, Mollusca, Bivalvia, Mytilida, Mytilidae. The transcript is spliced from 6 exons. The coding region runs from base 65 to 880 and encodes 271 amino acids. The record is from RefSeq and is a predicted model, not a curated record.